This is a messenger RNA of Charadrius vociferus (killdeer), 2926 nucleotides long. RefSeq names its product versican (gene VCAN). The record is from RefSeq and is a predicted model, not a curated record. Gene Ontology annotation, molecular function: calcium ion binding; hyaluronic acid binding. Gene Ontology annotation, biological process: cell adhesion. NCBI's taxonomy places the organism in Eukaryota, Metazoa, Chordata, Aves, Charadriiformes, Charadriidae. The coding region runs from base 1 to 1968 and encodes 655 amino acids. The transcript has 13 exons.
AUGUUGUUAAGUAUAAAAAGCAUCUUAUGGAUGUACUCUACAUUAGUUAUAACAUACACGCUACCUAAAGUGAAAGCAGAAAAAAAAACCCUGGUAAAGGGAUCCCUUUCUGGAACUUCAGUCCUGCCAUGCUUCUUUUCAACCACACCCACUAUAGCCUCCAGCUAUGCAGCUGAAUAUCUUCGAAUCAAAUGGUCAAAAGUUGAACUGGAUAAAAGUGGAAAAGAUGCAAAGGAAACCACAGUCCUGGUGGCCCAAAACGGCAACAUCAAAAUAGGUCAAAGCUACAAAGACAGAGUGUCUGUUCCGACCCAUUCAGAGGAGACCGGUGACGCUUCGCUGACUUUCUCUAAGCUGCGUGCAAGUGAUGCAGGGGUGUAUCGCUGUGAUGUUAUGUACGGAGUUGAAGACACACAAGGCAUUGUAUCAUUGGCUGUUGAGGGUGUUGUAUUUCACUAUCGUGCAGCAACCAGCAGGUAUACUCUGAAUUUUACACAAGCUCAGCAGACUUGUCUAGACAACGGUGCUGUCAUAGCAAGCCCAGAACAACUGAAAGCAGCCUAUGAAGAUGGAUUUGAACAGUGUGAUGCUGGCUGGGUGUCUGACCAGACUGUUAGGUAUCCAAUCAGACAUCCAAGAAUUGGCUGCUUUGGAGAUAAAAUGGGAAAGAAAGGAGUCAGAACAUAUGGCCGCCGUUUUCCUAAUGAAACUUACGAUGUGUAUUGCUAUGUGGAACACAUGGAAGAUGAAGUGGUUCAUGUCUCAGCCCCUGAGAAGUUCACCUUUGAGGAAGCUAGAGAGCUGUGUCGGAAAAGAGAUGGCGUUCUUGCUUCUGUUGGGAACCUGUAUGUCGCCUGGAGGAAUGGCUUUGACCAGUGUGACUAUGGCUGGCUGGCAGAUGGCAGCGUUCGUUACCCAGCCUCAGUGGCAAGACCCCAGUGUGGUGGAGGUUUACUUGGGGUGAGAACCCUGUAUCGCUAUGAGAACCAAACAGGCUUUCCUUACCCAGAUAGCAAGUUUGAUGCCUACUGCUAUGAACGCCAAGAUCCAUGCAAAAGCAAUCCUUGCCUUAAUGGUGGUACCUGCUAUCCGCGUGGUUCAUUUUACAUCUGUACAUGUUUGCCAGGUUUCAACGGCGAGCAGUGUGAAUUAGAUGUUGAUGAAUGCCAGUCUAACCCAUGCCGGAAUGGAGCCACAUGUAUAGAUGGCCUCAAUACCUUUACUUGCUUGUGUCUGCCAAGCUAUAUAGGUGCUCUCUGUGAACAAGACACAGAGACCUGUGAUUAUGGCUGGCACAAGUUCCAAGGACAGUGCUACAAAUACUUUGCCCAUCGGCGUACAUGGGACACAGCUGAAAGGGAAUGCCGUCUCCAGGGAGCACAUUUGACAAGCAUCUUGUCUCAUGAGGAGCAGAUCUUUGUGAACCGUAUUGGGCAUGACUACCAGUGGAUUGGACUCAAUGACAAGAUGUUUGAGCGUGAUUUCCGCUGGACUGAUGGUAGCCCACUGCAAUAUGAGAACUGGCGACCAAACCAGCCAGACAGCUUCUUUUCUGCUGGAGAAGACUGUGUUGUUAUCAUAUGGCAUGAGAAUGGGCAGUGGAAUGAUGUGCCCUGCAAUUAUCACCUUACCUAUACCUGCAAGAAAGGAACAGUUGCUUGCGGUCAGCCUCCUGUUGUGGAAAAUGCAAAGACCUUUGGGAAGAUGAAACCUCGUUACGAAAUCAACUCCCUUAUUAGAUAUCACUGCAAAGAUGGUUUCAUCCAGCGUCAUAUUCCAACCAUCCGGUGCCAAGGGAAUGGAAGAUGGGAUAUGCCUAAAAUUACUUGCAUGAAUCCGUCCACAUACCAAAGGACUUACUCUAAGAAAUACUACUAUAAACAUUCUUCAUCAGGAAAGGGAACAUCAUUAAAUUCAUCAAAACACUAUCAUCGCUGGAUCAGGACGUGGCAGGACUCAAGGCGCUGAGAGCUAAAUGCUUCACUAUUCAUGGGAAAGGACUGCAUGGAGGAGUUGAGUAUGACAAGGAGGUCCUGUAAAAAUCCAAGUGCUAAUACAUUAACUCAAUCAACCAGGGCCACUUUUUUGAAAAGAAGAAAAAAAGAGAAAAAAAAUUACUUUCACGACAUUAACCACAAGGUCUAUAUUACAGGUCUCUGCAUUCUAAAAUGGAGAUAGACCUGGUGUUUGGGGGAUUUUUUUUUUGUAAAAAACAAACAAAAAUCAAAAAAGUAAAUAAUUUUGUAUAUAUAACCAUUUUUUAAUCUUUUUAUAAAGUAAUGAAUGUUUGUGUAUGAAUGCUGCAGCUGUGAAGCGUACAUAAAUAAAUGAAGUAAGCCAUACUGAUUUAAUUUAUUGGAUGUUAUUUUACCCAUGCAAAGAAGAUUAAAAGAGCUCGCCAGUGCAGUAUUAGCCCCUGAGCUCCACUUUUGGAACCAUCUUUCAGUUCAACUGCGAUUUCCCUGGAGAACAAAAUUCCUGCUAAACAGGAUCAUUUGUUUGCGGUUAGAUGGGUGAGAACUGUGUGACUUACAGAAGAAUCAGAAUCUUGGCUUUCUAGAAAGAAAUGUGUGCACAAAGAGAUUAUAGGUUGUAGUUGGUGCAGUGUGUACGUAGGAGUUUUCUAUUAUGAUUUCUUACCCUGGUCAGCUCGAUGACUGACCUGGAUGUGUACAGUAAGUGUAGAAGGCAACGUUUGAAACGACCUCUCCACAGAAAGGACUGUUAUUUCUGCAAAGUGCCUUGCACAUCUUUGGGCACAGGAAAAAAAAAAAAAAAAAAAAGAAAAAAGAAAAAAAAAAGUGAAAAUAAAGAACAGUAAGUUCCCUAUGGUAUACCUUUUAAAAUAACGUUACAAGUACAAACACAGAUGGGAGGUUUAUGCCUUUGUGUUAGUGUGGGGAUAUGAUGCAAAAAGUUGAAAGGG